Funneliformis mosseae is the source of this 488-nucleotide messenger RNA. The record is from the annotation of a GenBank genome assembly. Lineage: Eukaryota; Fungi; Glomeromycota; Glomeromycetes; Glomerales; Glomeraceae.
ACAAAUUCAAGAAGCAUACGAAGACGUGUGCUUUGCCGAAGAAGAUAUUUCAUUGCACAGCAAAAUUAAAUCCUGACCCAUUACCCGGAAAAGUUCUCACGGAGCCUAUAGCCAAAUUAUUAAAGAAGCCCUCAUCGUCUUGGACAAAGGAGGACGUCAUUCCAGUUGCAAGAAUUUUAGCAGGCAGGAUAACGGUAGAUGGAGCUGGGGACAAUCUGGAAGGUGCUAAUCUUUAUGCUAGUAUUUGCGAGGAUUUCGCAACUUUUCUCUAUAAGCAUCCCAACAUUCGUGCGAUCGUGGAUCCGGUAUAUGUUGUGGCUGAUUUAAACACUGUAAAUGAUGCUAUUCCUGUCAAUUUAUACCCGGCAGGUGAAAAUCCCGCCGUUCCUUUAAUCAACUUUAUGGGUAUUAAUCAUGUAUGGGCUUUCAACGGGCAAGGGGAAAUGGGUCGUGCUCAACACUUUAUUGGUUGGCUUCAAGGGAAUUAA